Molecule: messenger RNA, 1371 nt
Organism: Aphanomyces invadans
Lineage: Eukaryota; Oomycota; Saprolegniomycetes; Saprolegniales; Verrucalvaceae
Exons: 1
Coding region: 24-1298 (424 amino acids)
Cellular component (GO): cytoplasm
Molecular function (GO): electron-transferring-flavoprotein dehydrogenase activity; flavin adenine dinucleotide binding
Source: RefSeq, a predicted model, not a curated record
ACAAUUUGGCACACUAUCGCAUCAUGGCGCCGGCAGCGAUUGUCGUGGUCGGCGGCGGGUACAUUGGCAUCCAGUUUGCGCAGGAUCUGGCGAAGCAACUGAACCCUUCCCAAGCGUCUAUUACACUUAUCGAGAAGAACGACUUCACGUUCCACUGCGUGGGUGUCCCCCGCGCGUUGGUUGACCCGACGUACGUGAAGAAAUUGUUCAUUAACAUCGCCCAUGCCCUUCCCCCCACGGCGACGGUUCUGCGUGGCAUCGUCGACGAAAUCGACGGCAUCAACAAUGCCGUCGUUGUGCGACCCAUUGUAAAUGACAGGGCGCAAGAAACGACCACGCGUGUUCAGUUUGACUACCUCGUCCUCGCGACGGGCAGCAGCUACGUAUCCCCAAUCAAGGUUCCCCUCCAUGAAUACACCCGCGCAAACGUGGUAUCGGCUAUCCAUGCAACCGCCGAGCGCAUCAAGGCUGCGUCGUCCGUCCUAAUCGUAGGAGGUGGCCCUGUGGGGAUCGAAGUCGCGGGCGAAAUCGCAUCUGCGUCCCCGACGAAGCGAGUAACCAUCCUGGAGGGACAAAAUUCGUUGGUGCACAAUGCAAAGUUAAAGGACGAGUUUCGAGCGCAAUUGACGGAGAAGCUCAUGCGCCUGAACGUCCACCUUGUACUAGGCGAGCGGCUGCAGCUUCGCUCCAGCGACUGCAUGCCGCACGCAACAACUUUCACCACGAACAAAGGCACGAAGAUCGAAGCAGACAUGCAUUUGUUGUGCGCUGGCAUGUCCCCGAAUGUGGAUCUGAUCCGUAAGCUUGACGCAUCUCUGCUGUCCACGACGUCGAAAGGCGUUCGUGUGAAUGGCGCGUGCCAAGUCGACGAUCCGCGCUACUCGCACGUGUUUGUCGUGGGAGACGCAAGUGACCACCCCACACCUAAGCUCGCGUAUGUUGGAGGGUUUCAGGCCGCGCAUGUCGCGACGGAGCUAGCCAAAUGGGUGGCUGCCGGCAGCGGUAACUCGAUCAAGUUGACGCCGUACGUGCCUCCGUCGACGGAAGGCAUGCUGAUUCCUCUGGGAAAGAACGUCGGCGUCGGUCAAGUGCCUCUCUUCGGUGGCGUCGUCGUUGGCAAUGCCGUUAUCCGCUUCAUCAAGGGACAUGAUUACUUUGCCACCACGUUCUGUAGCAAGUGGCGGACGACAGAAGAUGGAGACCCGAUCCUGGUGCACGGAUGGGUUCGAUACGCGAUGGCAGCUGCUGCGGUCGUCGCGGGCACGUUGGCUGCGUGGCACUUCUCCAAAAGUUCGUAGCAUCGUCAACAAAAACUGUGCACACUCUAGUGCAGUCAGGAAAUAUGUGUGCUUGCAGUGUACGUAGCUUGUC